GGGAACCUGCAGGACAUUGUGAACAGAGGCAGUCUGCAUGAAUUCCUCGUCAGUCUGCAUCAGGAGUUUGGGUCUGUGGCGUCGUUCUGGUUCGGCGGUCGGCCAGUGGUCAGCCUGGGCUCCGUAGACCAACUACGGCAACACAUCAACCCCAACCACACCACUGACUCCUUUGAGACGAUGCUGAAGUCGUUGCUAGGUUACCAGUCAGGGAUGGGAGGCGGCGCCACAGAGACCGUCAUAAGGAAAAAGGUGUACGAGAGUGCAAUCAACAACACACUGAAGAACAACUUCCCUCUUGUGCUCAAGCUGGUGGAGGAGCUGGUGGGGAAGUGGAAGUCAUUUCCAGAGUCUCAACACAUCCCUCUGUGUGCUCACCUGCUGGGUCUGGCCUUGAAGACGGUCACUCAGCUGGCUCUGGGCGAGAGCUUCAGAGACGACGCCAAGGUCCUCUCCUUCCGCAAGAACCACGACGCGAUCUGGUCUGAAAUCGGAAAAGGCUACCUGGACGGCUCCCUGGAGAAGAGCUCCACUAGAAAAGCUCAUUAUGAGAAGGCUCUGUCAGAGAUGGAGUCGGUGCUGCUGUCGGUGGCGAAGGAGAGAAAAGCGCAGAGGAAGCAGACGGCGUUUGUGGACGUUCUGCUUCAGUCCAGCCUCACAGAGCGACAGAUCAUGGAGGAGUGUAUGGUUUUCACUUUGGCCGGAUGCGUCAUCACUGCCAACUUGUGUAUCUGGGCUCUUCACUUCCUGUCCACCUCAGAGGAACUCCAGAACAAACUGCACCAGGAGCUGGACGAGGUUUUGGGUUCAGACCCAGUUUCUUUGGACAAAAUCCCUCAGCUCAGAUACUGCCAGCAGGUCCUCAACGAGACGGUGAGGACAGCCAAGCUGACCCCCGUCGCGGCUCGUCUUCAGGGAGUGGAGGGCAAAGUGGAUCAGCACGUCAUCCCCAAAGAGACUUUGGUCAUCUACGCUUUGGGAGUCGUGCUGCAAGAUUCGGACACCUGGAGCGUCCCCUACAGGUUUGACCCGGAUCGAUUCGAGGAGGAAUCAGUGAGGAAGAGCUUCUGUCUGCUCGGAUUCUCGGGGAAUCAAACGUGUCCAGAGCUCAGCUUCGCCUACACUGUAGCUGCUGUCCUGCUCAGCACGUUGGUGCGUCAGCUGAAGCUC
Molecule: messenger RNA, 1170 nt
Organism: Plectropomus leopardus (leopard coralgrouper)
Lineage: Eukaryota; Metazoa; Chordata; Actinopteri; Perciformes; Serranidae
Source: RefSeq, a predicted model, not a curated record